UAUAUAUGCCAACUAGGUAUAAUCUCACAAUUCAGUUGAUAUUUUAAUAAUGAUAGAUACUUAUUUUUUCAGUACUUUCUGGUAGUACUUACAAUGUUGCUUUGUGAAUGCGCCGGCGGUGUCAUUGCUGCUGUCUGGCCGCGAUGUCUCGGCCUGCAAAGCACGCGAGGUGGCGCAGUUGGUGCCCUACAAACGUACUAUGCUCUACCCGACUUCGAACAUUUUACUGCAGCUGUAGAUCUCGCACAAACUGAGUUGCAAUGUUGCGGUAUGACGGACGCUAGAAACUAUGACAUGUCGAUCUGGCAGUUAAGGCGCCUCGGGCCUCGGGGUAUGUCCGUCCCGCUCAGCUGUUGUGUACAAUACGAAGACAACGUAUCAUAUCUCAACCCUGCGCCAGUAAACGCAUCACGAUGCCAAGAAGUGCAAGCUAAUCCCACAUUUAGAUAUGUGCCUGGUUGCCUCGGACCUUUAGAAGACUGGUACCAACAGCAAUAUCUAAUUCUAAUGCUUGGUCUAUUCAUCGUGGCGCUAUUCAAGCUAGGAGUUCUACUUAGCACUGUAUUUUCCUGCAUACGACUCAAAAGACGCAAGCAAAUAAUGCAGGCUUUCUCCAUGAGAUCUUUGGACAAUAACACGAACGAAAAUAUUUAUGAAUGUAAACUUAGCACAGUACACGAAGAACCAAUCACUGCCAAAUACAUCCAGCCCAAUAAUUUUUACAGCCCCAGAUUACGAAACCCUAGAAUUUUCGACAAUAAACCGAAUGAGGUCGUAUGAGAAUUAGCUACGGAGAUAAAUGCUUUAGAGAAGAAGUUGGAGAGGUUUUCAGAUUAUUUGUACAAGCAUCAAGCUGACUCUAUCAUGUGGUGAUCAGACCGUCAGCUCAGCAAACAGGACCUGCCCAGCUUUUAGCGUAAUAAAUGUAAGUUUUUGACUCUCAAAAAAAUUUAAUACGAAGUAUGUGCCAUAAAUCUAAUAUUCUCAAACAUUUACUACUUAAUAAGAGCAAAGGUCCCGCAAAAUUUCUAUUGUUCUCUAAAGUACUUACUCCGGCUUUACGUUGGUACAUAUGUGUUCGAUUAGUUUAAUAAUUAGGAUUAAAAAUAAAUAAAACACAUUCACUCAAUAUGCAAUAUUAUUUUCAAAAGAACGUUCAAAAAUUGGUCCUAAAUUUAAAACAUUAUUAACAAUGGCUCUGGAAUGUUGCUAUCAUUCACAAUAGUUGGUUUUACAGCUGUAAACUAUUUCAGAGAGCUAACCUUCAUCGAUUGGAUUGUUUAUACAUGAUUUUAUUAACUUCAUACCCAUUGCUGGUAUACAUUGAUCAAAAAUUCCUAAAGUUGUUUAACAACAGUUUUGUAUUUACACUACUACGAAAUAACGAAAUGGGUGAUUUGCAUUCUCAAAUACGAAAAAAAUAUAUAAAAAGAAAAUGCACUUUACAAAGAAUAUGCUACACAUUCGAUGAAAAAGUAAAUAAUAAUGAAACCAACAAAUUAUUAAUUCCAGAAUCUCUCAAAACCCCAAACUAAAAUGAUACCAUGAGAUCCUUAACAAUAACAAUAAUCUAUGUAUAAUAAUUGAUACUAUUUAUAAUCUAUUGACCGUUGAGACCGACAUCACAGUAUAAUCUACAAUCAUCUUAGGUACAGGAAUGAUCUUACUAUAUUCUUACUCCAUAAAAUUUACAUUUUGCACUAUUUUGAUAAAUCGAGCUGUCCCCAAUUUAGAGAAAUCAACAUAAUAUGCUUAGCAACGAAAGUUCAAAGACAAAAGCUGAAAGAACAAAACCAAUGAAAUAAGGAAGCCGCACAUUGGCUAUGUUUUAGCUGAAGACGAUGUAAAAAAAGUUGGAAGUUGUGUAAAGCGAGAAGCGAGUUGAUCAGCCGGUAAGUGUGGCAACACGCAGUACCAACCAACGUUAACAGGCGGAAGUUGGAAAUAUUUGUUGUGUACUACGAUGUUGCCACGCUUCAUAUACAACUUAUAGUUUCCCAACUAAGAGUUAUAAUAAGUUAAAAGCCGCCAAUUAUCUAUCAAACUGCCAUUCCGCAUAGAAACAGUUGUCAUGGGCUGAUCGCCUCGUAUAAAAUUAUGUUUAGGUAAUAAUUAUAUUUACUAUGUCAAAACAUAGCUGUCUGUCUAUUGCCCCAUAUAUUUAAUUUAAUAUUUUCAUAAAUAAAUUCAUUAACGUAAAUAAAAAUAUUGUCUUUUGUGCUUUUUACCUUAUAAACUACAAUAAAAUUUGCAAUAAAUAUACAUUAGCCUACUCUGCAGCUAAAUAAUAAUUAUCAUAAGAAGAAUAAGAAUGUCAGUUUCAUGGAUACUCUGAGACUGUCGGUAGUAUAUUUAGCUUACAAUUAAUAUUACAAACAUUUAAAAUUAAAAUAUUUACAAAGGAAUUAUUAACAAUAGUAAAACCUAUAAACACUACGAAAUUGAUAUUUUUCAUAAUAAAUAUAGUCUACAAAACAAUGUGGUCCAAAAUGUAAAGAGGCGCUUACUUGUCGGUUGCUUACGAUAUACUCGUAAGCGGGUUCUACUGACCAUACUCCACUCUGGCCAUGUUAAAUUCCUGUGUAAUAACUUUGGUCAUCAUUUGUUCCAUAUUGGUCGUACAUUUGUAUUUUAGAAGAUAUAUUAAACACAUUAUGUAGACAAAACCCGAAUAUGAUAAGUCUAAUUGACUUUCAAUUGCGUCAAUUAGUAAAUUACAUUAGUCUAGAACGCACACUUACAGCUGUGCAAAAGAUAUAAUUUAAAGGAUGUCGUUUAAGAAGGAGUUGUCUAAGGAGUUUAGUAGCUCCUGAGCGGUGAGAUUGCUAGCGUCCGUGGAAGGCAUGUUGUCGAGGAAGUCAAGGUUGAAGUCUGUAGUUUGUCCGGUGAAGGAAGACGUGUUAUGGAGCGAUGGGAACGAGUGCUGCGCCACGUUCCCGUUCUGACUCUGCAUGGCGCCAUUCUGAGACAUCAUGGAGUUCUGCUGCAUCGGGUUGCUCUGCGCGUGCAUUGGUCCUUGGCCUUGCAUCGGCCCGUUCUGCAUAGGGCUGCCCUGAUGUCCCAUGCCCAUGCCACUUUGUUGCAUAGACAUGCUCUGAGAUUGGCUCAUGUGGAUAUUUGGCAUCUGU
Messenger RNA from Spodoptera exigua (beet armyworm), 3128 nucleotides. The record is from the annotation of a GenBank genome assembly. Lineage: Eukaryota; Metazoa; Arthropoda; Insecta; Lepidoptera; Noctuidae.